This is a messenger RNA of Cebus imitator (Panamanian white-faced capuchin), 3751 nucleotides long. RefSeq names its product kinesin family member 17 (gene KIF17). Lineage: Eukaryota; Metazoa; Chordata; Mammalia; Primates; Cebidae. The transcript has 15 exons. The coding region runs from base 85 to 3195 and encodes 1036 amino acids. The record is from RefSeq and is a predicted model, not a curated record. Gene Ontology annotation, biological process: microtubule-based movement. Gene Ontology annotation, molecular function: microtubule binding; ATP binding; microtubule motor activity.
GGCCCCGCCCCUUGGCCCGGGCGGUCCGGGGUCCCCGGCGGGGCGGGGGUCGGCUCUGGCCCGGGGGCUUCCGGGCGCGGCGCCAUGGCCUCCGAGGCGGUGAAGGUGGUCGUGCGCUGCCGCCCCAUGAACCAGCGGGAGCGGGAGCUGCGCUGCCAGCCGGUGGUGGCUGUGGACUGCGCGCGCGGCCAGUGCUGCAUCCAGAACCCGCGCGCCGCCGACGAGCCGCCCAAGCAGUUCACCUUCGACGGCGCCUACCACGUGGACCACGUCACCGAGCAGAUCUACAACGAGAUCGCCUACCCGCUGGUGGAGGGCGUCACUGAGGGCUACAAUGGCACCAUCUUUGCCUACGGUCAGACAGGCAGCGGGAAGUCCUUCACCAUGCAGGGCCUGCUGGACCCGCCCUCCCAGAGAGGCAUCAUCCCCAGGGCCUUCGAGCACGUGUUCGAGAGUGUCCAGUGUGCAGAGAACACCAAGUUCCUGGUCCGGGCCUCCUACCUGGAGAUCUACAAUGAAGAUGUCCGGGACCUCCUGGGGGCUGAUACCAAGCAGAGGCUGGAGCUGAAGGAGCACCCGGAGAAGGGUGUGUACGUGAAGGGGCUGUCCAUGCACACGGUGCACAGCGUGGCCCAGUGCGAGCGCAUCAUGGAGGCCGGCUGGAAGAACCGCUCUGUCGGCUACACGCUGAUGAACAAGGAUUCCUCACGCUCCCACUCCAUCUUCACCAUCAACAUCGAGAUCUCUGCCUUGGAUGAGUGGGGCAAGGACCAUCUCCGGGCGGGCAAGCUGAACCUGGUGGACCUGGCGGGCAGCGAGCGGCAGUCCAAGACCGGGGCCACUGGCGAGCGGCUCAAGGAGGCCACCAAGAUCAACCUGUCGCUGUCGGCGCUGGGCAACGUCAUCUCGGCGCUGGUGGACGGGCGCUGUAAGCACAUCCCCUACCGGGACUCGAAGCUGACACGGCUGCUGCAGGACUCACUGGGUGGCAACACCAAGACGCUGAUGGUGGCCUGCCUGUCGCCUGCGGACAACAAUUACGAUGAGACACUCAGCACGCUGCGCUACGCCAACCGGGCCAAAAACAUCAGGAACAAGCCGCACAUCAACGAGGACCCCAAGGAUGCACUGCUUCGCGAGUACCAGGAGGAGAUCAAGAAGCUCAAGGCCAUCCUGACGCAGCAGAUGAGUCCCAGCAGCCUGUCAGCCCUGCUGUCCAGUCAGGCGCCCCCAGACCCUGUGCAGGUGGAGGAGAAGCUGUUGGCUCCGCCUGUGAUCCAGUAUGACAUGGAAGCCGAGAAGCAGCUGAUCCGGGAGGAAUAUGAAGAGCGCCUGGCCCGCCUGAAAGCCGACUAUAAGGCUGAGCAGGAGUCUCGGGCCAGGCUGGAAGAAGACAUCACUGCCAUGCGCAACUCAUAUGAUGUCAGGCUGUCCACGCUGCAGGAGAACCUGCGGAAGGAGACAGAGGCUGUCCUGCAGGCGGGAGUCCUCUACAAGGCUGAGGUCAUGUCCAAGGCUGAGGUCAUGUCCAAGGCUAAGGUCAUGCCUAGGGCUGAGUUUGCCAGCAGGUCUGAGUACCCGCCUGCUUUCCAGUAUGAGACGGUGGCGAAGCCCGAGGUCUUCUCCACAGCUGACCCUCUGCCCAGUGACGAUGUCUCCAAGACUGAGCUUUCCACCAGGUUUGCGGAGCUGCCCAAGGUGGAGCCCUCCAAGUCUGAGAUUUCUCUGGGCUCCAGUGAGUCAUCCACGCUUGAAGAAACCUCUGUGUCUGAGGCUUUCCCUGGGCCCGAGGAGCCCUCCAAUGUGGAGGUCUGCACGCCCAUUGUGCAGUCUGGGAGCAGGUACUCCCUGGAUGAGUGCCUCGGGCAGGAGUCCGCUGGGCAUCUGCUGGGGGAGCAGAACUACCUCCAGGAAGAGGAGCUGCAGGAGGAGCCCCUGCAGGGGUUACUAGGCCUGUGGGACCCAUUUGCCGAGGUGGAAGCCAAGCUGGCCAGACUCUCCUCCACCGCAGCCAGGACAGACGCACCCCAGGCAGAUAUCCCCAAGGUCCCCGUGCAGGACCCCGUGCUGACAGACCUGCUGGGGCCUGGGGAUGCCAGGCCUGAAGCUGAGGCGGCUGAUGACUUCCUGCCCAGGCCUGAGGCGGAUCUGGUCUCGGAAGUGGCCUUGGAGAUGGUGCCGACAGCAGAGCCUGGCAUGGGGUUAGAGGCUGAGGCUCCAAUGGCCCCGGGGGCUCAGCCUCAGCCCCCGCCAGCCAUGGCCAACGUGAGGAGGGAAAGCAUGGGCGUGGAGGUGGCAGUGCUGCCCGUAGCGGACCAGCAGCAAGUGCUAGCCCGUCUGCAGCUGCUGGAGCGGCAGGUGGUGGGUGGAGAGCAGGCCAAGAACAAGGACCUGAAGGAGAAGCACAAGCGGCGCAAGCGGUACGCAGAUGAGCGCAGGAAGCAGCUGGUGGCCGCCCUGCAGAACGCGGAUGAGGACAGCGGGGACUGGGUGCUGCUCAACGUCUACGACUCCAUCCAGGAGGAAGUGCGGGCCAAGAGCAAGCUGCUGGAGAAGAUGCAGAGGAAGCUUCGGGCCGCAGAGGUGGAGAUCAAGGACCUGCAGUCCGAGUUUCAGCUGGAGAAGAUCGAUUACUUGGCCACCAUCCGCCGGCAGGAGCGCGACUCCAUGCUCUUGCAGCAGCUGCUGGAGCAGGUGCAGCCCCUGAUUCGCAGGGACUGUAACUACAGCAACCUUGAGAAGAUUCGGCAUGAGUCCUGCUGGGAUGAAGAUAACGGCUUCUGGAAGAUCCCACAGCCCGCCAUCAUCAAAACCAGCCUCCCAGUAGCAGUUUCAACUGGGCCACAGAAUAAACCAGCCCACAAAACCUCUGCAGCAGACAACAGCGAGCAGAACAUGGAGGAGGACCGCUACAGACUCAUGCUCAGUCGGAGCAACAGUGAAAACAUCGCCAGCAACUACUUCCGGUCUAAGCGGGCCAGCCAGAUCCUCAACACGGACGCCAGGAAGAGCCUCACAUAUCACAACUCGCCACCAGGCCUCGGCUGCCCACUCAGCAACAACCCUGCCAUCCCCCCUACUCAGGCCCCUGAAAUGCCCCAGCCCCGGCCCUUCCGCCUCGAGUCCCUCGACAUCCCUUUCACCAAGGCCAAGCGUAAGAAAAGCAAAAACAACUUUGGCAGUGAGCCUCUGUGAGCACAGCUGCCCGCUGUUGCCUGCCUUAUAGGCUUCUAGAGACUGCCAGGCCCUCCCAGGGCAGCCCCAGCCAGGCCUCCCUCCCACCCCCCACACAGUGCUCUGGGGCCCGAGGGCUCCUUUAGCCCUGGGAAUACACAUUGCCUUCCCUGUUCCCCAGAGAGCCCACCUGUGCCUGGGGCAGGAGCCCCUUGGAGGCUGGACUGUCCUCCUUAGAGAGGCCUGCACCAUGUCAGUGUUUCUGUCUGCUCACCUGCCACUGAGCCCACCAACCAUGCCCACCAGUGUUGGCCUUUGCCUCAAAGCCUCGGAGCUGCUUCAUGGCCUUCACCAGCCCUGAUGGAGUGGGCAGCAACUGCCACGUGAAGGAAGCUCAGUAUCAGCUGGGAAGGAACUGUGCCUCUGUCUGACUGGCCCCACUUCCUGAGAACUGCCUCGACCCGUGGGGUGGCACAGGGGUCCCACAGCAGCUCUUCCUGCACUGCCCACCCCUGGCUGGACUGUGGCCCAGGGAAGGCGACUCCACAUUAAACUGACCAAUAAACUGCUUUUAAGA